Molecule: messenger RNA, 1218 nt
Organism: Daucus carota subsp. sativus
Lineage: Eukaryota; Viridiplantae; Streptophyta; Magnoliopsida; Apiales; Apiaceae
Exons: 2
Coding region: 1-1218 (405 amino acids)
Molecular function (GO): zinc ion binding; nucleic acid binding
Source: RefSeq, a predicted model, not a curated record
AUGACAGUCUCUCUCAGAAACACUCAAGAAUUCAAAGACUACACUCUUGAGAGAUUGUAUGGAACUUUGAAGACCUAUGAGCUUGAAAUGGAACAAGAUGAAGAGAUAGAGAAAAGCCAAAAGAAAGGGUAUUCAUCUGUGGCUUUAGUUGCAUCUCUUGAUGAAACAAUCAAGGACAAGGGAAAAUCUCAAGUUGAAGAAACUGAGAAGUUAGUCAAAGAAGAGAACUCAGAGUCAAGCAAAGGUAAAGGAAAAGAUGUUGCUGAUUCUGGUGAAGAAAGUGAUGGGAUUGAUGAGCACUUGGCCUUCCUGUCAAGAAGAUUCUCCAAACUGAAAUUCAAGAAGAAUUUCAAUGCUGCAAAAUCAUUUAAAAGCAAUUCCAAGCCUGACAUUAACAUGGUGGAUAGAUCCAAGUUUAAGUGCUUCAACUGUGGAAAUGCAGGUCACUUUGCAAAUGAAUGCAGAAAGCCAAAAACUGAGAAGAGGUCCAGUGAACACAUGGACUACAAAAAGAAAUAUUAUGAACUUCUCAAACAAAAAGAAAGAGCAUUCAAUACAAAGGAUGAUUGGGCAUCUCUUACUAAGAAAAAUUAUAGAAUUAAGGAAGCUAACACCUUUCUUAGUGAUAGAAACGGUGUUCUAGAAACUCAGUUCAUUGAGUUUGAGAAACUGAAGAUUGAAUGUCAAACAUCCAAAGAUGAUCUUUUGGCUGUCUUAAAAAGAGAAGAGAUCAUAAGAAAACAGCUUGAUAAGGAACAAGAAAUCAUUGCCAAAUGGAAACCUGGGAGAGAUGUUUCCACUAAUAUCACCAACAUGCAAGGUAGAGAAACCUUUGUUGAGAAUGAAUGGAAAAGGAACAAGAAAGCUCUUGAGAUCUCAGAGAUUAGUUCAAGUGAUGAGAAUACUGAUGAUGAUCAUCAGUUGAAAAGCAAAGCUUCAACUGAUGAAAGUCAUCAGUUGAACAAAAACUCAUCAGUUGACAAGAAAGUUCUCAAGAAACUCAACAAGAAAUAUGGUCAUGUUAAGAAGAACUUUGUCAAAGGUGAGAAUAAUUCUUCUGAGACUAGUGAGAGUGCAAACAACAUUCAUAAUUCCAGUAACAAGACCAAGAAGAAAUUGGAUGCUAGUGAGCCUAAAUCAGAAGAGACUAAAAAGAACAAAGGGAAUAGAAAUGGUAAGAUUGGAAUCAAUAAGCACACAGUAAAUGUGGUAGUGUAA